AGACAACAGUAAAAUUUAAAAAGCUUCUUCGCGGACGGAUCCACAACACGGCAUUUCGGGCUUAAAAUUCGCGCGCACACGCUGGAUCGAUGGUAGGAUAGUUGGGAAUGGGUAGCUCGCAGAGUGUUUCGGCAGGGAGUAGCGGCAGCUCGUCAUACCAAUCGGGAGUCCCCGAGGAGGAGAGCCUGCCAAAUCAUGAGUAUAGUCAUCCGUCACAGGAUUACGAUUUCGAUCAUGAGCACAGUCAUCCGACUCAGGAUUCCGAUUUCAAUCACGAGGAUAGUCAUCUGAGUCAGGAUUACGACCUCGCAUUCGAUCUGCAGUUGGCUGAAGUAAUGGAAGCCUCCCGAGCCGAAGAAGUGUUUGCUGCCUGGGAGAUCGAAAACCUAGAGGAGCGGAUCCAUGCAGUGCUGCUGGCCAAAGUCCUGGAGCGACAACAAGAAGAAGAACAAAGGAUGCGCAGAGAAACUUGUCGAAUUUGCACCGAAGACAGGCUUUCGCUGCAGGAGAUGAUGACCGUGCAACCCUGCGAGCACCGGUUCUGCAUCCAGUGCAUGAGGCACAACGCCGAGGUGAGGGUGAAAGAAGGAGCUGUGGAGGUGCGAUGCCCGUCAGAGAAUUGUCUCGCGGUUCUGGACUAUGAAGCUUGCACCGAGCUGCUGUCCAAGGGGAGCAUCCAGCUGCUGGAGAAGAACAGGGUGGAGCAGAGCAUUCCCGCGGAGUUCAAGAUCUACUGCCCCUACAAGGAGUGCUCCGAAGUCAUGGACAAGCGCCUGCUCGACGCUGCUGUGCCAUCCUCUUCAAGCUCUUCGAGUUCUCCAAAAAGUUGUUCCAAGAGCUCUAAGAAGAGUUCUUCGAGUUCUCCAAAAAGUUGCUCCAAGAGCUCUAAGAAGAGUUCUUCGAGUUCUUGGGGAGCUUCUUCGCCUUCUGCGUCUCUUCCAGCUUGGACCUCGUCUGCUCCUGUUCCCUCGUCAUCAGAUUCCCUUCCUUCAUCCUCGGCGACUUCGACGACUCAAUCCAACGCUCGUGCGUCGUUCAUGGUCAAAUGCCUCGCGUGCGGCAAUGACUUCUGCCUCAAGUGCAAGGUGCCAUGGCACUUUGGCAUGUCCUGCCCCGAGUUUGAGAAGGUCCCGGCCGUGCUGCGCGACUUUGACGGGGUGAAGCUCUACAAGCUGGCGUCGAGGAACAAGUGGAAGCAGUGCAGCCAGUGCGGCAGCAUGAUCGAGCUGACGCGGGGCUGCAACCACGUUGUUUGCCGGUGUAAGUAUGAGUUUUGCUACCUUUGCAACAGAAAGUGGACGUCGGACCAUGCGGCUGCCUCCAAAUGCCCAUUUUGGGAUGAAAAGAAGCUCUUGGACCCGAAGAAAAGCAUGUAAAUUAUA
Molecule: messenger RNA, 1382 nt
Organism: Selaginella moellendorffii
Lineage: Eukaryota; Viridiplantae; Streptophyta; Lycopodiopsida; Selaginellales; Selaginellaceae
Product: E3 ubiquitin-protein ligase dbl4
Exons: 2
Coding region: 108-1376 (422 amino acids)
Biological process (GO): ubiquitin-dependent protein catabolic process; protein polyubiquitination; positive regulation of proteasomal ubiquitin-dependent protein catabolic process
Cellular component (GO): ubiquitin ligase complex; cytoplasm
Molecular function (GO): ubiquitin conjugating enzyme binding; ubiquitin protein ligase activity; zinc ion binding
Source: RefSeq, a predicted model, not a curated record